Messenger RNA from Rhipicephalus sanguineus (brown dog tick), 3920 nucleotides. Its product is annotated as P2X purinoceptor 4. The transcript is spliced from 11 exons. NCBI's taxonomy places the organism in Eukaryota, Metazoa, Arthropoda, Arachnida, Ixodida, Ixodidae. Bases 173 to 1393 code for a protein of 406 amino acids. Gene Ontology annotation, biological process: response to ATP; monoatomic cation transmembrane transport. Gene Ontology annotation, molecular function: extracellularly ATP-gated monoatomic cation channel activity; purinergic nucleotide receptor activity. The record is from RefSeq and is a predicted model, not a curated record. Gene Ontology annotation, cellular component: plasma membrane; nuclear inner membrane.
AGGCGUGGACUGCGUGCGUGCGCUUUCGAAACAGUCGGCAACUUAUCCUGUUGUGCACCGUCGGUGCUGUCGUAUCGCUACGUAUCGUCGUGUUACACCUCGGCACAUCGACAGUGCGCCGAUCGCAUCGGGCCGCUCCUAGUGCUGCUGCUCGCCGAAGUGUUCUGACGUGAUGGGCAUGAACUGCGUUAAGGCUACAGCAAAUUAUUUCUUCGAAUAUGACACUCUGAAAGUCGUCCACAUCGGGAACAAAAAGAUUGGCGUGCUCAACAGGCUCAUUCAGCUCUUCAUCUUGGGAUACAUAAUCGGGUAUGUCAUCGUCUAUCAAAAGGGAUACCAGCAGUUCAGCACCUUCACUGCAGCUACAACAACAAAAGUCAAGGGCGUUCUGUCCACAGAAAAUGUCUCUGACGAUGCAUUUUACCCAUUCCUCGAAAACAAGUCUGUCUACAAGCGCAUCUGGGAUAUUGCAGACAUAGUUGUCCCUCCACAGGAGACCAACCAAUUUUUCGUGACAACAAAUUUGAUUAUAACACCGAGCCAGGAAAUGAAGACGUGUCCAGAGGAUCCAGCCAUUAAAGAUGCCCAUUGCAAGAAUGAGAAUGAUACUACGUCCUGUACACCAGGGAAGCCCCUCUUGAUUGGAAAUGGUGUUAUGACAGGGCGUUGUGUAAAGGCAGCGAAGCCAAAUGAUACGCUGCACGUGUGCGAGAUUUCAGGCUGGUGCCCCGUGGAGCAAGACUUUGGGCCAUUGCAGAAUGGCUCAGCAUUGUUGUCCGGCGUUCGAAACUUCACAGUGCUCAUCAAGAACUACAUCGAGUUUUCACUUUUCCAUGUUAGAAGGAGCAACGUCCGUGACAUUGAAAAUUCGACAUAUCUCAAAUACUGUCGAUAUCAUCCUGAAAAGGAUCCGCACUGCCCCGUAUUCCGGAUUGAAGACAUGGUAGAUGCUGCUGGUGAAGAUUUCGAUGAUGUUGCUACCAAGGGUGGCGUAAUACAGGUGCUUAUAUCAUGGGACUGCAACUUGGACUUUGACAUAAAGUACUGCAUUCCCAGUUAUUCCUUUCUGCGCCUGGACGAUCCCAAGGCUGCAUUAGCUAAGGGUUGGAAUUUUAGGUACCCCAAGUACUACAACGAGAAGGAACGCAGCCUGGUAAAAGCGUAUGGCAUCACUUUCGUAAUCCUAGUUCAAGGCAGGGCGGGAAAGGCCAGUCCCAUUCCUAUCGCCAUCAACAUAGGAUCUGGCCUUGGUUUGAUGGUUGUGGCCACUGUGCUGUGUGACCUUGUUGUACUUAACUGCCUGAAGCGUCGAGAUUUGUACAAGUCUAAGAAGUACAAGUUUGUUACGAGCGAGGAGAACUAUAACGGAUACACAAACCAGUCAUUCUCUUAGCUUAUUCAAAUAUUCGUGCCCAAAGAAUGCUGGGGCAAAUUAGAAGAGAUUUUUGUGCUUGUGUAAUGAUGAAAUAAGGAGCCUUUGUUAUGUAACAUUUUGGCAGUGGGACGAUUGUUAAUCUUUCACAUCUUGUGUGUUCACUGUGAAUGGAUGUUACAUUAUUCUUGCAUUUUAACGUAUGCAAGACUUCAUUUAUAUGCUUCAGAAGUGCUCUCUAUGCAUUGUAUUUUUACCUGACAUCUGUGGUAAUAAUGUUUAUAUGCUAGCUUUAUUUAAAAGCAAGUUAGGUAUUUUCCUGUAUGGGAUUUUAUUAACGUAAGCCUUUCUUUGUGCCGUAAUAAAAAAGUAUACAAUUGUUUCCUCCAUUUCUUUAAAGUACAAUAAUGAGGAAUAUUAAAUACCGCAAACUGAGCUGUAAUAGCAGAAUGGCCACUAUUACCAUGAGAGGUGGCAUUAUGAGGCAAAAAAGCACAAAUAUGAAAAAGUAGUAGCAUACACCGUAUUGUGGUUCCCACUUUAGGUUGUUGUGGUGUCAUGAAUGUCGAUGGUAUUGAGCUGGAUUUGGUUGCAUUCUAAGGGAAACAAAGCAUUCAACCUAACUUGUAAAAUUUUCUGCACAAUAAACAAUCCAAAAUGCGAUACCUUACUUUGACACCUGUGGCUGAUAUAUUGACACUGCAGUUCUUGCACAAAAUUCAAUUGGAUGAAGUUCAGCCUUCAUUUUUUUUAGCGAUAACCAAUCUCCCCAUAGAUAAAACAGUUAAAAUAGAGUUUUGUAAGAUUGACUUACAACCUAAUUUGUAAAAUUUUCUACACAAAAAACAAUUCAAAAUACGAUAACAUACUUUGACACCUGUGCUUUUUAGUGUUCCUUGAAAGAAUGCUUCUAUAGUGAGGACAUUAAAAAAGCUAGCUUGAAGAUUGGCACUGGACUGCUAUGCUGUAGUGCCGUCAUUUGAAUGUAUUUGUUUUUAUAACUUAAGCGGUGAAAAUUCAUAGCAGGUGUUAAGGCCUCCACAAGAUUUUAUUGCACCACACUAAUCAUUGGUGUGGCUAAACCCAAAUUGACUUUAUUAUAUUGGUAACUGUCUUUUUUACAUAAGAGCAACAUUCAAGCCAAGGUGGCUGAAUGAAUUAUCUACCACAAUUAAUCUCUUAGGAUGGCUGUAUGACAUUGACAUAUUUUUAGAGCUAUAACUUAAUUUAGGCUCAUUUUCUGACAAAACACUUGUUUAUUCCUUCAUGAAGGAUUCAUGAUUUUCACGUGACUCAUGACAUUUUGUUACUGAUCAGCACCAAAUGAGAUUCUUUCCAGAGACUUCUUUUUUAGCUUUUCGUCAUUUGUAUUAGUUUUUUUGCUGUGGCACAUAUUCAGAUGAUCAAAGAACAAAAUAAUGAGUGAUUAGAAUGUGUAACAUGACAAAAAGUAGGAAAAAACCUUAGAGAUCAGAUUCACCAGAUGAUUUGCAUUUUGCAGCUGCAUGUAUUAAUGCAUUUCUGUCUUUAUGUCCAUAUCUAGACAAAGUUGUUACACUGCCUGUCUUCUCCAGCACAGUUGCACACAUUUGAAAUAAGUCUACGUGUCCUUCAUUGGGAUGUCCUCUGUUGAGUUUUUUCUUGAGAUUUUUAAUAUUAUACAUAAUGCUCAGCAACCAACGCUAACUUGUUUAAUGAGAACAUAUUCUUCCUUCUUUUUUUUUCCUGUGGUUGUGUUUUUGUCCUUAUGUCCAAUGUUGUUGCUAGCAAAAGACAGUGGCAUGCUUGGGAACCGAAAGCUUUUAUCUGAGGUCAUGACACAACUUCGUGGAGCGUGCUAACGGGCACUCAACCGCAUGCAACAACAUGGAUCUCAACUGUGAUGACAAACCAGUGACAAGAGCUGAGAGAUUUACCAGCUGUCCAUGUGACAGUCUAGGUUUUGUCAUUUUCCUACCAAACGUGUUGUGUUACGUAUAUGCAUGCAGCACCAGCUGUGUUUACGAGAUUUUGCCGUGUCAAGAUCAUUUUGAAUUCUAGUCGAAAUGCACUGUAAUGCCUGGAAGCUUCUGAUUAUUUGAUGUACUGCUUAAGCUCGCUCUCAAAAAUAAAUCUUGUUUCAUUUGUAUCUAUUUCUUUGUCAGCCACCAAAGUACAGAGGCACAAGAAGAUGAGUGUACAUCUAAGGUCUAAAUUUAUUAAAUACAUUCAUUCUGUGUGAGUAUUAAGUGCGAGUAGGUUUACAAGUGUGCUGCACAGUACGAAAUCAUCUAUUGCAAUGGUAAUCAGUGAAAUUUGAGUAUUAUGACUACAGAAAUUAAAUAAUGAGUUUUCAGAAUGGAGGCCAAUGUAGGAAGCAUACUGUCCAGGUGUGAGUUGGUACUUUUAAUUUAGGUUCACUGAUAAUGUGCCUUACAAUCUCAAUGAUGUUAGCUAUAUGAUGUCGUGACUGGAAAGUUGCAAGCGUACACAUUGUUUGUCUCUAAGAUGUCCUGUUUAUACUUGUUCUUUACACUUUUUAUACUCAAUAAACCGAGUUGCAAUGCUU